Messenger RNA from Acaromyces ingoldii, 614 nucleotides. RefSeq lists its product as hypothetical. Gene Ontology annotation, molecular function: protein-disulfide reductase [NAD(P)H] activity. The record is from RefSeq and is a predicted model, not a curated record. NCBI's taxonomy places the organism in Eukaryota, Fungi, Basidiomycota, Exobasidiomycetes, Exobasidiales, Cryptobasidiaceae. The coding region runs from base 92 to 439 and encodes 115 amino acids. Gene Ontology annotation, cellular component: cytosol. The transcript has 2 exons.
ACCUUACCAACAUUCCCACGUACCUCUUCGCACCGCCCUGCCCUGCCCUGCCCUGCUACUCCGGCUUUACUGCGUCUGACGAGCAAUAGCGAUGCCUCUCAUUGACGCUGUCACGCCACCGACAGACGACGAGGGCUUGCACUACGUAGUCUACUUUGCGUCUGGCUCUCCUCCCUGGUGUCCAGACUGCGUCGACGCCCUCGCUCCCCUUCGGGCCGUCUUCGGUGCGACAGAAGGCGCUGCACCGAAGGCGUAUGUCGUGCGAGUGGGCGAAAGGCACGAAUGGAAGGGCGUCAAGGACAACAAGUACAGACUUGAGCCGUACAAUGUCGAGGGCGUGCCGACUAUAGUCAAGAUGCAAGGUACAAAGGAGCUCGGCCGGUUAGGAGAGGAGGGGUGCAAGGACGAGGCGGCGCUGAGGAAGCUCGUGGCUGGGUGAAGCCGAGUCUGAGGAGUCCUUCACAAUGUAUGCAGCGGCCAUUCUGCGAAUCUUCCUUGUCUUUCAUAUCAGACGAGGCCUCGAAAGGAACGUUUCUGGCCAACGUCAGUCCCAGCAGUGCUGCUGAAUAGCCUGGUGAUUACAUUGUCAUGAUUGCAAGCAUCGACAUUCCCAG